ACAUUACAAACCGUUUGUCCACCGCCGUCGUCACCGGACCGUCACCGAGAACGAGAUUAUUUCGGGCCGAGUUUAAUAUGACGUAACGGCGAUCGUUUGUCCACCGCGACCGAUUAUAAUAAUAAUUGUGCUAAUAAUAUAUGCUGUGCUAAUAAAAAUGCCGUCGCACAGUACACGUACUGUGCGACGGCGACGGGACGGCGAUGGCAGUGUGACAAGUUCAUACGUGUUUUUCAUUGACGGCACAUUGGCCCGUCAAAAUCUCGGGCCACGUUCUAGCGGUUACGCCGAUCAAUUCGUAAUUUCGGCGGUCGAGAUGACGGCCCACGAGUGACGGAUGUGCGGUGGACACGCAGCUAAGUAAAAUGUACCUAUGUACCGCUACUUCGGCGCCAUCAUCUCGUUCUCGGUGACGGCGGCGGUGGACAAACUAACUUAGUAAUGUUAUGUGGUGUGGCGUGUAGGGGUGGUAGCGAUGUAUUUUAAAACUAACUCGUAUUCGAAAUAAAAUGGCUAGUGAAGACGUGAUCGAGUUAGUAUCGUCGGAUGAUGAAGUUGAACCAGCUCCUAAAAGGAAAAAGACCAUUCCAAAUGCCAUGGUUCAAAUUCCGACAAACUUACAUGGUGUUACUAUAAAACCUACCACAUCAAAAUGUGCAGGGGCCCCUAAACAUGUCAAGAUACUUCCUAAAAUUCAAGAUGUUACUGUUACCAAAGUCUCAAAGCUUGUGAAUCCUCUAUCAAAAGUGAAUAAAUUGAAUGGCAAAACUAUUCUUAAACCCAUUGCUCCGAGAGUAUUAAAUAUACCAGACUUAAAGCUCAAUUCAAAUGUACCACUCAACACACAAGGAAUAAAUCCAAUAAAUUUAUUCAAGAAAAUUAAUUCUCAGGUGGCAAUUCAUAAGGUUCCUUCUAAAAAGGUUUCACAACCUCUUAUAAGAAUAAAUAGUCCCAAUUCAAUUAAUAAUUUGCCUCACAUCACUGUUAAAAGAGGUCUAAGUGGAAUAAGGCCAAAUUUUCCUAUAAAACCUGUUAAGUCUAUGAGGCAUGUAGUCCAAAUGAAAUACUUAAAUAUGCAGAAUGCAAAUAAGAAAAAUAUAAGAUCAAAUGUAAAAGUGACAAAUGAAGUAUUGACAGUAGACUUGGAUGAUGAUGACACUGAUGCAUCUACUUCAAGUCCACAGUGGUACAUGAGACCAGAGGAUGAAAAUAAACCAUCUCAGCAAGAAGAAAACAGUAAGGAACCAGAUCAGACAAAGUUUGUAGAAAUAACUAUUGAAGACAGUCCUGUCAAGACUAAACCAGUCAAAAAAGUGGAAGACUUAGCAGUAACUAUUGAGGAUAGUCCUGUUAAAGUUUUAGUGGAGACUACUGCGAAUAAAAGUGAUGGAGAAGAUGGAGCUAAAACAUGCAAAACACCUCAAAGUAAAAAAAAGUUGGCGUAUCCUAAGGAGCCUGAUGAAAAUAAAGUUAUUGAAAUAGAAAUAGAACCAAUGGUUGCUAAUAUUGAAGCAGCUAUUGAUGAAGUCUCACAGGCCAAGACCUCACAAGUUAGCACAUCACAGGCCAAUACAUCACAAGCCAUUGCCUCGCAAGCCAACACUUCACAGGCCAAGUCUAAAGAAACAGAAGUACUUAUAUCUCCUAAUAUUAUUGUAGAAAUAGAGGAGUCACCAUUAAAAGAAGCAGAUAUGCAAUUAACAAGCACACCAAAGAAGAAUCAAAAUAGACCACCAGUGAAAUUUCCAGAAGUUGAAAUUUGUGAGAAGAGUACUGACAAUUGUGAAUUUCACCCUGUGUAUGAAAACUUUAUAAAAACAUGCUUUGUGUUAGAAAACUCUGAAGACAUGCACAAAAUUGUGGAGAAAAAAGUGAAAAUGUAUUAUAGACAAGUCCCAAAAUAUUACACAGAAUCUGAACAAUUUAUAGAUAUGGUCUCAAGUAAAAUAAUUGCAAUGAAAGCUAGCCCAGAUAAAAUGUACUUGUUUAUAAAAGAUAUUGUUGACGAAUUGAACUUACAGAGAAAAAUGGCAAAAACACAGCCUGUAAAAUCUGAUAAAGAGAAAGUUGCAGCUGAAGAUGCUGAGAAUUUCUUAUAUGGCGAAAAUAGUGAAUUUGAUUCCAAAAGACAAAGGCAAAUACGCAAACUAGAAAAGACUCUGAAAAAACUGCACAGAGCUAUACAAAAGUUGGAAGAACAGGAAGUAGACUUUGAUGAUGAAGAAGAUUCAGUAUAUUUAUUAACAGAGAGAUACAAAGAAAGAAUGAUGAGAGUCCAUGCCAAGUUUUGCCAAUUGACAAAUACAAAAAUGCCUUCGGAACCUAAAGUUCAUCUAGACCCUCGACCAGGACAUCCGGUGGGUCCGGCCAAAAAGUUAGAGAAAUGGAUCAAUAAAAAGGUUCCUAUUGGAACUCCACUGCCUUUCCCAGACUUCCAUGAUGUCUUACGAUGUGUAAAGGAAGCUAAUGAGGAGGAUAAACUGGGAUGGAAUGAUGUGGAUAUUAUGGAAGAAGCUCGAGACCUAUUUAUAAGAUGUGGCAAAAAACUCCAGAGGCGCCGACAAGAGAAUGAAUGGAGAACAGCUGCAUCCAGAAUAUCUCUGGAUGAAGAUCCUGCAGACAAAAAUGAGGAACUUAAAAAGAAACUAGUGCUAAAUAAACAAUUAGCAGCUAAAAAGGAACUUGAAGUAUUUAAUAAAUUUGCUGAAAAGCAGAGUCAAUUAAAACUAGAGGCUGAAGAGAUUGGAGAUAAAGAAGCUGAAGAAUCUCCAGUUGAAAGUGAAGAAGAAGAAGAAACGAUUGAUGAAGAAUCUUUAGAGAAUAAAGAUAAAAGAAAAGAGAGACUGAAAAGGCUGCUUCAAGAAAAGUCGCAUAAAAAGAGUACUGACGAAAAAGAAAAUGAACCGACUGAAACAUCUAUCAAUAUUCUAACAGACGAAGAUAUAAAAGAGCCAACUACCACCAAGGAUGAUGAAAUGAAAUCAGUAGAAGACAAAAACGAUAAAGAAAUUCAAGAUGAUAAAAUAGAAGGAAAUACUCCCGAUGUCGUAAAAAAUAUUACUGAUGAACCAAACACCAACGAUGAGGAGGCUAAUAAUGUUGAGUCUGACGUAGACGAGUUACAUUUAUUGCAAAAAUUGUAUUCUGAAAAUGACGUUAACACAUCGACUGUGGAUUCUUCAGACUCUGAAGCUCCAAUUUCUAUUUCAGAUACAUUAGAUUCCAAGAGCAGUGAUGAGAAAAGCGUCAUAAGUAUUGAAAACUCGAGUUAUUCUGAAACAGAAAUCAAUAAAAAUGAUUCAUUUGAAAUGGAAUUAGAAAAGGAACCACGGGAAUCUAAAGACAUAUCAGUUUCUAUUCCAAGUGCUGAGGUAAUCAAAGAAGCUAUCGAUACAAACAUUGAAAUAGAGUGUUCAGAAAGCGGCAUACAGAAAAAACAUGUGCAAUCAAAUAAUGACGAGUAUAAUGAAUCUGUUGAAGAUAUACUUCUUGCAUCCAGUGAUGAUGAAUCAGUUGGAUAUGAUCAUCAAGAAAAUAUAAGAAAUAAAGAUAAUGUCGGUGAUGGAACAGAAAAUGUCGAAAAAAACGAAAUUGGCAAAAAUUUUGGAAGUAUUGAAAACACAGUAAAUUUGAAAGAUGAUAAUUUGUCAAUUGGGGAAACUGUUGUAGGAGAUGAAAAUUUAGAACAAAAUAUGUUGGAUUCUCCUUUGGGUGAAGUAUCGGAUAAAAGUACUAGUCUAAACAAGAAUAAAGAUAUUGUUAACGAGGCAUUAGAAGAUGUGUUAACUUUGGAUGCUGAUAGUCCAAUGCAAGCUGAUGGGAUUGUAGAUGAAAAAAACUGUGAUGAUAGAAAUACAAAUAAGGUAAUCUCCACAGAUAAUGAUGAUGGACACACAGUUAAGAUAAUCUCCGCAAUUGAUAAUCUGACUUCUUAUGAAGAAGUUAAUCAUGACUGUGUUAGUUUGGAUGAUGAUUCUUCCGCAGGCGAGAUUGCUAGAGAUUAUAUUGAUAAAGGCGAAAGUAAUUCAUUGAGUCAAGAUUUGGACACAUUGAGUGACAACCCUAAAGUCGAGGAAAAUAAUCAUGUUGAAGAGGUAAGUACAGUUAGUGAGAUGUCUUGUGAUGACAACGUUAAUGAUCCAAUUAGCGAAACGAUUGUUGAAAGUAUGGUUGUUGAAGAUGACCUAGAUUCGAAUUUAUAUAUUGAUUCAAGUAAAGCAGAUGGCACUUCGAAAGAUUCAAAAUUAACUGAAGGGACAAUUAGUACUGUAAAAACCACUAUGUAAGUGAUGGCAUUUCCAAAUAAGAUAAAACGCAAAAAGGAUCAGGUUUCCAAUGAAUGUUUGGUAAACUUAUCUCAGAUUAAUUUCCAGAUCUUGAAGUUUAGGACAAACAUUUCUAAUUUAAUCCAAAAAUUUAAAUUUUUAACUGAAAGUUUUAAAUUUGAGCUCGUAUUCACAGAACUUUGUGUCAGAGAAUUACACAAACUCUGUUUUCUUUACUUCAGAUGCUGGCAUCUGAUAUGACAUAUAAUCUUAUAUUUGGAAAACUUAUUUUCUUUUUAAGUGAAAGUCAUUGUUUUUAGUUCUCCACAGUUUGACGUUUUCUGGU
Plodia interpunctella (Indianmeal moth) is the source of this 4611-nucleotide messenger RNA. RefSeq names its product Daxx-like protein (gene Daxx). Gene Ontology annotation, molecular function: histone binding. The transcript has 7 exons. The coding region runs from base 510 to 4286 and encodes 1258 amino acids. The record is from RefSeq and is a predicted model, not a curated record. Lineage: Eukaryota; Metazoa; Arthropoda; Insecta; Lepidoptera; Pyralidae.